AUGAAGUUUUCAGUUUUAAUUUUGACGGCACUUGCCUUCUGUUCAGCUCAAGCUAAAUCCGUUAGUCGUAUUGUUGGCGGAACAAAUGCUAAGCCACAUUCAAUUCCGUAUCAAGUCAGUAUUCAAAAAUGGCAACAACAUUACUGCGGCGGAAGUGUUUUAAACAACUAUUGGGUUCUUACUGCUGGGCAUUGUCAAGACGAUGAUAUCGAUGACAUCAAAGUCGUUGGAGGUGCUCACGAUUUGAACAACAAAAACGGAAACGAACAAGAACGUUCAAUCGAAUUAUUUAACAAACACGAAGACUAUCCAGGAGGCACAAAACCCAACGAUAUUGCCAUCAUCAAACUCGCCGAACCUUUUGACUUGAACGAAUAUGUGCAACAAAUUGGAUUGAUGUCGUCAGGUUCAGCUACAGGCAAAGGAUUGGCAAGCGGAUGGGGUACCAAUGUCGCUGACGAUCCAAAUCCAAAACCUUAUCCAAUUUUACAAAAAGCUUAUUUGGAAAUCCAUUCGCAAGAAAAAUGUCACAAACUUUGGCCCGGAGAUGAUUAUACUGAUAAACAAAUUUGUGCGGGACCUAUUGAUAGCGAUGUUCCAGCUGUGUGCAGCGGUGACUCGGGCGGUCCAAUUGUCAUUACAUCUGAUGGCGAUAAGUUACUUGCUGGAAUUGCUUCAUGGGCUUCCGUACCUUGCGGACAAGCUCCCGGAGUUUUUACCUUUGUACCGUCAUUUAUUGAUUGGAUUCAAGAACAAAUUGAAAAUAAUUCUUAAAUGAACGAUAAUAAUGGCAGUUUCAAUCCAAUAAUGUUAAGAAGCAUUAUUAAUAAAUAUUUGAAACUGGA
Molecule: messenger RNA, 845 nt
Organism: Culicoides brevitarsis
Lineage: Eukaryota; Metazoa; Arthropoda; Insecta; Diptera; Ceratopogonidae
Product: trypsin II-P29-like
Exons: 4
Coding region: 1-774 (257 amino acids)
Biological process (GO): proteolysis
Molecular function (GO): serine-type endopeptidase activity
Source: RefSeq, a predicted model, not a curated record